CUCCGAGGCAGUGUCGGAAGCCUCGGCCCGCGGAGACGCAGGCACCCGCAGAGAACGCUUCGGAUCCGUCACGGUUUUGCCUCAUUUGGAAGAUAUUACUUCGCCCCUGAAAAAAAAUAAAUACAAAAAAGGCGCGUGCCGUGAUGCAGCACUACGGGGUGAACGGCUACUCGCUGCACGCCAUGAACUCGCUCAGUGCCAUGUACAACCUGCACCAGCAGGCGGCCCAGCAGGCGCAGCAUGCCCCGGACUACCGGCCCUCAGUGCACGCGCUCACACUGGCCGAGCGCCUGGCUGACAUCAUCUUGGAGGCCCGCUAUGGCUCCCAGCACCGCAAACAGCGCCGCAGCCGCACCGCGUUCACAGCCCAGCAGCUCGAGGCUCUGGAGAAGACCUUCCAGAAGACUCACUACCCAGACGUGGUGAUGCGCGAGAGGCUGGCCAUGUGCACUAACCUGCCGGAGGCCCGUGUGCAGGUAUGGUUCAAGAACCGCAGGGCCAAGUUCCGGAAGAAGCAGCGCAGCCUGCAGAAGGAGCAGCUGCAGAAGCAGAAGGAGGCUGAGGGCGCCCCUACCGGAGGCAAGAGCGAGGUCCCCACCCCUGACACCCAGCUGGAGACAGACCAGCCCCCCAGCCUGCCCAGCGGCGAGCCCCCUGCUGAGCUUCACCUGAGCCUGUCCGAGCAGUCGGCCAGUGAGUCAGCCCCCGAAGACCAGCCGGACCGGGAGGAGGACCUCCGGGCAGGGGCCGAGGACCCCCAAACUCAGCAGAGUCCUGGGGCUGAGAGCAAGGGACUGGGCUGCAAGAGGGGCAGCCCCAAGGCAGAUUCCCCGGGCAGCCUGGCCCUGGCUCCUGCAGCCCCCGGGGGCGGCCUCCUGGGCCCCUCACACUCCUACUCCUCCUCCCCGCUGAGCCUCUUCCGGCUGCAGGAGCAGUUCCGCCAGCACAUGGCAGCCACCAACAACCUGGUACACUACUCGUCCUUCGAAGUAGGGGGCCCGGCCCCCACUGCUGCCGCCGUGCCCUACCUGGGCGUCAACAUGGCCCCUCUGGGCUCCCUGCACUGCCAGUCCUACUACCAGUCCCUGUCCGCGGCCGCUGCUGCCCACCAGGGCGUGUGGGGGUCCCCACUGCUGCCGGCACCCCCGGCCGGCCUGGCACCUGCCUCGGCGGCCCUGAACAGUAAAACGACGAGCAUCGAGAACCUGCGGCUUCGUGCCAAGCAGCAUGCGGCUUCGCUGGGACUCGACACACUGCCCAACUGACCGCUGACCGCCUGCUCAGCUGUGGGGGGACCCGGAUGCCCCCUUCCUGCCCCACGGACCCCCUCGAUGGCUCGCGAGGGAUCCCGGGGCCCCUCCCCGAGAGUCCCCACCCCAUGGAGCCCCCUCCCUCCACACCCUCUGCAUGGCCCUGCUCGAUCUUGGGGAGGCCCCCUGGGGGGCAGGGGCGAGGCUGGGGGCAGUGAGAGCCGCUCCUGGCUAGAUCCCCACCUCAGUGCCACCUCCUCCCCCCUCCCUCCCUCUGCCCCCUAGUCAGUUGGUGUGUGGAACGUGAGAUAUAAAUAUAAAUAUAUAAAGCUCUAUUUUCAGGCCUUGCCUGCCCUGCCCCCCAGCCCCCUGGCCUCACCUGCAGCAGCUCCCCCUCUCUGCUUCCCCUUCUCCUGCCCUCUCGCUCCCGAAGCCCGCCCUGCUGUGUCCCCAGACGAGGUUCCCACGACAGUUGUGCUUUUUUUAGUUUUAGUGAUUCUGCAGCUUCUUCCUCUUCACCCUGCUUUGCCUCCCUCUGCCCCUGUGCCGCCCCGCCCACCAGCACCCCUGUAGGUGUCUGUUCUUUUCCAGCCCCAGCACAGGGACCCAGGCUUCCUGCUAGACACCCCUGGGGCCCUAGAUUUGUCUGCGGGGAAGGUGGCUCUGGGCUGACCCCGUCCCUGGGCCUACCGGGGGCCCUCAGCUGUGUUUUCUCUCUCCUCAGCCUGGAGCCCCCCCCCUCCCCGUUCCCAAGGUUGAGGAAGGGGUGGAGGCAGGAGUGAGGCUGGGGUGGGUGUGGAAUGGGAGCAGCCCCCGCCCUAAGACCUCGGGGACCAGGCCUGUGGCUGUCCCCACCAACCUGUGAUGCAUCCCUGGCUGGACGGAGGCAGGGGAAGGGGUGCUCCCCUAGAUGGGGGGUGUCCAGGAGCCUGGGCAGGAGGCCACCUGUGCGGGUUGUCAGAGUCAGGAGGGGCAGGCCGGCUGCCAGCUCAGCGGGCACCCGGGCCUGGGUGCAUCAGGAGCCCGGCUGAAGCCGGGGCUCUGUCCAGAUGGUUGAAGGCACGGAGAAGUGUGGGCCCAUUGCGGCCUGGACCCCUCUGCAAACUCCCUUUCCAAGCACCGUGAGCCUGAGCCGGGCAUUCGCCUCCCAGGGCUGUGUCCCUCUGUCCGGCUCUGGCGUCCUGUUCAUCCGGGUACCCGGCCUUGCAGGACAGGAGCUGACUGACUGGCAGGGCCGCAGUGGGUGCCGCGUGCACAGGCCUCUCUGGGCCCCUUCUCGCUGCGACAAUCUGGAUUGGGUCUUGAUUUCCUUGAGUUCCAGCGCCGGCCUCUGUGGGCACCCCCUCUCCGCGCCUUCCCGUGGUUUCAGGGGCUCCGGGUGGGGGUGGCUUGCAGAGAAUCCAGCUUCCGACGCCAUCGCCUUGUGGCUUACCCUGGAAUGCUCCAGCCCUGCUUGGAGAAGUGGCUUCUUCCUCAGGCGUGUCCCUCCCGGGGGCAGAUGAGGGUCCCGUGGUGGAACUGGUUUGCAGAGCAGAGAAGCCAUCACCCUUUGAUAGCCCACGUGGGCUGGGCAGAUGGAGGGCCGAGACGGAUUUUGGUCCCAGACAUCUGGGUGAGCCUGCAGAGGAGGGCAGCGAAGGGGGCAGAGGCCUCAGGAGAACAGGGCUGAGUACCUCAGAGGGUGGGGAGGGGUCGCUGACCCAGCAGGCAGGGCGCUUUCCCAACACAUCUCCUGAGUUCAGUGUCCCAGGAGCCGAGAAGGAGGACCAACCUAGUGGGGCAGGAGCGAGGGAAGACUAGAAGGCAGGAGGUGUCUGUCAGAGGCAGGCCUGGCUGUUUCUCAGAUGAAAAGAAGCUGCACUUGGAGGGGGCGGCUGCUUGCUGCUUUUCCCGGGUACAAGCGUGGUCUUGGAAUCCAAGCACUCUAGACAUUACCACCUCCUCCAGGAAGGUGAACCUUCUCUAACUUCAUGCAGGGCAAAUUUACCCCAGAUCAGAGCAGAGCCAGGUCAGCUCAGGCUCAGCCAAGCCCGAGCUCUGGGCCAGUGCUUCUCCUCUAUGGACCGCCACCCCUCACCCCCAACCAACCUCCCUGGGGAAUCCCCAGCUCCUCAAGGCUCCAACCACAGGUUCUGAAAGCAGGUAGGGAUGGAGAUGGAGUACCAGGAUCCUCCCCGAGAGCCAGGGGCCUGGGCAUGGGGAGACCCCUGCCCUGAGCCCCUGGGCCUCUCACAGGCUUGCUUCGUUCCCCACCCCCACCCCCCCACCCCGGAG
Sorex araneus (European shrew) is the source of this 3524-nucleotide messenger RNA. It is a transcript of the gene DMBX1, whose product is annotated as diencephalon/mesencephalon homeobox 1. The record is from RefSeq and is a predicted model, not a curated record. NCBI's taxonomy places the organism in Eukaryota, Metazoa, Chordata, Mammalia, Eulipotyphla, Soricidae. Gene Ontology annotation, biological process: regulation of transcription by RNA polymerase II. The transcript is spliced from 5 exons. Gene Ontology annotation, molecular function: DNA-binding transcription factor activity, RNA polymerase II-specific; RNA polymerase II transcription regulatory region sequence-specific DNA binding. Bases 144 to 1265 code for a protein of 373 amino acids.